AUGGAGGUCAUUGUAGUGACAGUUAUUGUUGAGCAUUGUGGCACUCUACAGCUUCUUGAAGAGGGUGAGCAGUAAUGGCAGAUCGUGGUUUUGAAAUCCAAGACCUAUUAGCCUCGACGAAAGUUUACCUUAAUAUUCCACCCUUCAUGAGAAGUAAAGACCAGCUAAAUCCUGAUGAGGAAGAUGAAAUCAGGGAGAUUGCAUCAGUUCGCAUACACGUGGGACGGGCUAAUGAAAGAGUGAAAAACUUUAACAUUCUUAAACAGAUAUUACCAAAUUCUAUGGCUGAAGAUGUUGACAAAAUUUGGAAAGUUUGCUGUUUACUGCCUAAUUUCAAGGGGCCACUGAUAGUAUAG
Porites lobata is the source of this 356-nucleotide messenger RNA. The record is from the annotation of a GenBank genome assembly. NCBI's taxonomy places the organism in Eukaryota, Metazoa, Cnidaria, Anthozoa, Scleractinia, Poritidae.